Molecule: messenger RNA, 1470 nt
Organism: Fulvia fulva
Lineage: Eukaryota; Fungi; Ascomycota; Dothideomycetes; Mycosphaerellales; Mycosphaerellaceae
Exons: 2
Coding region: 1-1470 (489 amino acids)
Biological process (GO): pseudouridine synthesis
Molecular function (GO): RNA binding; pseudouridine synthase activity
Source: RefSeq, a predicted model, not a curated record
AUGAUUCCUUUCAAAUCCGACUCGACUUCUUGCCCACCUGACAAGCUGAUGAGAAGGUGUGCAGUGCUGUUGCGACCAUCGCCGCGAGUGCUCGAAUACCUCCUUCGCAAAGGGCGCAUUCCUGCUUCGAGCAUGGCCGUCGUUGCGGUGGAAGAGAAGAAGGAGGAACCGGAAAUUCUCGCGCCUCCUCCCAAAACCGCCGUCACGCCCUGCGAUCCCUGGCCACGACCAUACAUUCUCGACGGAGGGCUGCGGAGAGUUGCUCCUUAUCACUUUACCUAUAAUACGUUCUGCAAAGAAAGAUGGCGAGGCCGCGAAAUCCUGGAGAUCUUCCAGGAUGAGUUUCGAGAUCGGCCGGUCGAGUACUAUCAAGGUGCGAUCGAGAGCGGCGCCAUCCACUUGAACGGCAAGCCUGUGCCUUCGACCGCGACCAAGGUCAAGAACGGCGACAUCAUCAGCCACACCCUCCACCGACACGAGCCUCCAGUCACUGCACAACCAAUCGGUGUUGUGCACGAAGACGAAGACGUGAUCAUCAUCAACAAGCCUGCGGGUGUGCCAGUGCAUCCAGCAGGGCGAUACAACUACAACUCCGUCAUCGAGAUCAUGCGCGCAGAGCGAGGACACCAGUUCAAACCUUUGCCGUGCAACAGACUGGAUCGAUUGACGAGCGGUGUCAUGUUCAUCGGCAAGCACAAGAAAGCAGCUGAGAGGAUCACCGAGCAGCUCAUGGGAAGGACAGUGCGCAAAGAGUAUGUCGCGAGAGUUAUCGGAGAGUUCCCAGAUGGUGAUGUCGUCUGUGAACAACCGAUUCUUCAGAUCUCUCCAAAGCUCGGCCUGAACAGAGUGCGAGCCAAUGGUAAAGAGGCGAGGACUGUGUUCAAGAAGCUGGCGUACUAUCCUCCUCUCAAUGGCCAUGGCAUCGGCUAUAGCAUUGUCCGCUGCCGACCUUUGACGGGACGAACACAUCAGCUGCGCGUUCAUCUUCAGUUCCUGGGACACCCAAUCUCGAACGAUCCGAUAUAUAGCAACCAACGUGUCUGGGGCACCAAUCUGGGUAAGGCGUCGAGUACAGGAGAUGAUGAUGAAGACAUUAUCAGCAGGCUGUCGCGAAUGGGCAAAGAAGAUGUUGCAGAAGCCGUUGCUUACCACGAUGAGAUGGUGGACGAGUACAACCGCAAGAAGGCAGAAAAGAUGACUGGAGAGCUAUGCGAGAUCUGCGACACGCCCCUCUACAGCGAUCCAGGUGCGCACGAGCUGGGCAUCUACCUUCACGCUCGCAAGUAUGCAGACGCAGAUGGAGCCUGGAGCUACGAGACACCCCUACCAGAGUGGGCAUUACCGCCACCAGGCUACGAAGGACCGAAAGAAGCCAGCAUGGAGAGUGAUCCACUGGCCGUGGACGUGGAGAAGCUCAGCUUGAAUGGGGUCUACGAGAGCAUAGAGAAAGGCACUGCCACUGCUGCUUGA